UUUUCAAUUCAUUUAUCUGCAGGAAUGAUUGCGACUAUCAGUCUGAAGCUCACCGCCUGACUGUGGAGGUGAAAGUUUCGCCACAGGAAGAUAAACCGCAAAAGACAAUAUUGUACAUGAUUUGCGUGUGCAUCCGAUGAGAAGUAGUGUGGGGGAAAAUUCCACUCUUGUUUUAGGUAAAUAGAAAACCGGUGGAUUAGAGUUUGCACAGCUCAGUAACGUCAGAGAGAAAAUUUUUAGCAGGCAGAGAGAAAGUGAGAGAGGUGUAGGGGUGAGAGAAUAUCUGUUCGUGAUUUGUUAUUUCUGGUCUCAGUCGCCUCAUUGCGUUGUAGACAGACGGAAGAUGCUUCUGGAUGCAGGACCCCAGUACCCCACCAUAGGAGUCACUACGUUCGGCUCCUCACGGCAUCACUCAACAGGCGAAGUCACAGAAAGAGAAGUGGCUUUGGGGAUAAAUCCGUUCGCAGACGGGAUGGGAGCUUUUAAAAUCAACCACAGCUCCCACGACCUGGGAUCCGGCCAGACGGCUUUCUCCUCCCAGGCUCCCGGCUACGCUGCUGCCGCCCUUGGUCACCACCACCACCCGACACACGUCAGCUCCUACUCCACCGCAGCCUUCAACUCCACCCGGGACUUUCUCUUCAGAAACCGGGGUUUCGGGGACGCCACCAGCGCGCAGCACAGCCUGUUCGCCUCGGCAGCGGGAAGUUUUGCAGGGCCACAUGGACACUCCGAUGCCGCGGGGCACCUGCUCUUCCCGGGACUCCACGAGCAAGCCGCAAGCCAUGCAUCAUCUAAUGUCGUCAACAGCCAGAUGCGCCUUGGCUUUACCGGUGACAUGUACGGCCGGGCUGACCAGUACGGCCACGUUACGAGCCCACGCUCCGACCACUACGCCUCCACACAGCUGCAUGGCUAUGGCCCUAUGAACAUGAACAUGGCGGCUCACCAUGGGGCAGGGGCCUUCUUCCGAUACAUGAGGCAGCCCAUAAAACAAGAGCUCAUCUGUAAGUGGGUCGAGCCCGAACAGUUGUCGAACCCCAAAAAGGCUUGCAACAAAACUUUCAGCACGAUGCACGAGCUCGUUACCCACCUGACCGUGGAGCAUGUGGGGGGACCUGAGCAGUCGAACCAUAUUUGCUUUUGGGAAGAGUGCGUCCGAGAAGGAAAACCUUUCAAAGCCAAAUACAAACUUGUAAAUCAUAUCAGAGUGCACACCGGAGAGAAACCAUUCCCAUGUCCCUUCCCCGGCUGUGGAAAAGUGUUUGCCCGAUCGGAAAACUUAAAGAUCCACAAAAGGACUCACACUGGUGAAAAACCUUUCAAGUGUGAGUUUGAGGGCUGCGACAGACGUUUUGCGAACAGCAGCGACCGGAAGAAACACAUGCACGUCCAUACGUCUGACAAGCCAUAUCUGUGCAAGCAGUGCGACAAGUCAUACACACAUCCCAGCUCUCUGCGAAAACACAUGAAGGUUCACGAGGCUACCACGCAAGGACCCCAACCGUCACCGGCCGCCAGUUCCGGGUAUGAGUCGUCCACGCCGCCCACCAUCGUGUCCCCGUCCACGGAGAAUCAAACUUCCAGUUCCAUAUCGCCGGCAUCCUCUACAGUGCACCACACGACCAGUCACCACACCACGCUGUCGUCAAAUUUUAAUGAAUGGUACGUGUAAAAUAUUUUCACAAAGACUGCAGAAAUAGGACUGCUUGGAAUCAAAGACUUUUGAAAGUCAGUCUAUAAUGCGUGGACAGAGAAAAACACGAGGAAGACAAAAUGGUUGUUUCAAGGCUAAAGAGAGAGAGACAGAGAGACAGAGCGAUGCAUGGACAAGGUGCACAGCCAGCUACCAAGUUAAAGUUUUUUUUGUCAUUUCCCCCGGCUCCUUUUUGAAAGACUGCACGCAAGAGAUCUCAAUGCAUGCUAUCUGCGGUUUGUGGCCUGAAUAUUUUUUUUUUUGUACAUAAAGAUUCACAGUCCAAACAUGUAAUAUUUUAUUUUGUAAAUAGUUAUAUAACAGUAUUAAGGACAUUUGUGAAAAUGUGGUCCCUAGAUAUAUGGAAAAUGAGAUGGUUUUAACAAUAAUAUUGCGAUGGCUAGUGUUGAUUGAACAGAAUGUUGUAGUUGAUGUGUACCAAUGUGAAUUACUCAGUAUAUCUUCCGUCUCCACUAUGUCGACCUUACCGACUAUUAGUCUAUUAAUGUGCUUUUGUAUUUGGUGCAACAUUUCGUCUACGGUCCAGUUGGAGUAGCGCAGUACUUACCAUUGUUGUUAUUUAAUGUCAUGUCGAUAAAUCGUGUAGUGAAAGCCUGAAACUCCGUGUCAAUCUGUUUAUGUACGUGAUAAAAGAUAAAACGAUUUGUCCAUUACCUUGAUAAUGUCAAGACAGUAUUACCUACAUGUAUAUAGCUCCAUUUUCCAUAUUUAUCCGCAUGAAAAGGGGAGCACGUGUUAGAAAUGAUCGGUAUUUAUGGAGAAAUGCGCUCUUAUGUAGAAUUUAGUCUACAAUAAUGUUUGGUUACAUUUCGUACUAUAUUAAAGCAUAAAAAAUACAA
Molecule: messenger RNA, 2556 nt
Organism: Coregonus clupeaformis (lake whitefish)
Lineage: Eukaryota; Metazoa; Chordata; Actinopteri; Salmoniformes; Salmonidae
Product: zinc finger protein ZIC 1
Exons: 3
Coding region: 344-1675 (443 amino acids)
Biological process (GO): central nervous system development; regulation of transcription by RNA polymerase II
Cellular component (GO): nucleus
Molecular function (GO): DNA-binding transcription factor activity, RNA polymerase II-specific; RNA polymerase II cis-regulatory region sequence-specific DNA binding
Source: RefSeq, a predicted model, not a curated record